Molecule: messenger RNA, 804 nt
Organism: Penicillium malachiteum
Lineage: Eukaryota; Fungi; Ascomycota; Eurotiomycetes; Eurotiales; Aspergillaceae
Exons: 1
Coding region: 1-804 (267 amino acids)
Source: RefSeq, a predicted model, not a curated record
AUGAAGUCCGUUGCCAGUUUGGUCUUGUUCUCCUCGUUAGGUCUGGCCCUGCCUAUCUAUGAAAGUACCUUAAUAAAGGGUACGAGGACGAUAGAGGGUCUGGACCCUCUCCAAAAUGAUGUCACUCAGACAAGGACAGAGCACUUGAUCCUAAGUCAAGGGCAGACAUCAUGGCAAGAUAUGGAACCAAGUCCAGCAUCAAGAUCAGAAUACCCAGGACCGAGUUUCCAGGAUUACGACCAAGAUCGACAGGAACAGGAACUCGCCUUCAUUCGAUCCAAUGAGAAGGAGUUUAAUCUCCCAGCCAGAAUCUCGAAAUCAUUUCCCACUUCUACAAAACAAGCUGAGCGAGGACCACUGGAACUGUCGAAAUCCACACAACCGAAAACUUCCUCGUACGGCGUCUUCCUGGGGAAAUGGUUACCAUUCAAGAAACCUUACUCGGAAAAACACUGCCAUCGCACUCACUAUGAUCCCAAUACCAUGUCCGAUUCAAACCCUUCACAACCGGAUUCUCAUACCCUCGCAUAUCUCAAACCCCUGGAUGUUUUAGACGUGAUGGAAAGUUAUGGUCCCGAAUGCGUGGGUCUAGCCAUCUUCGUCCUUGUUCCAAUCGCAUACUUUGUUCUUGAACUGUUAGAACUUGCGAUCAAGUACUUUAUUCGUGAGAGGUUUCCAGAGCGAGGGCGGGAUCGAGUUCGUCUGCUUGGUCCGGAGAGACAGUUAAGGGCCUUGGAUGAUCUUCAGAGAGAGAAGACCGUUGGCGAUGAAAGAUGGUGGUAUGUGCGGCAGCCGAGGGGAUGA